Molecule: messenger RNA, 540 nt
Organism: Serendipita indica DSM 11827
Lineage: Eukaryota; Fungi; Basidiomycota; Agaricomycetes; Sebacinales; Serendipitaceae
Source: the annotation of a GenBank genome assembly
AUGCGCGAACAAGGGUUCACACGCAAGGACGUUGGGACCCUAGAAAUGCAAAGAGCGAUCCUUAGGGCACAACUACAUGCAGAGGAAAACGCUCUUACAUAUCUUAUGUCUAAUAUUAGACGAAAACGCCCACAGGACGAUGGAUCUUCCGUCUCGGUCUUACUUUGCGAUCGCUGCGCAAUAGAUCCCAUCGUAUAUGCAACAAUGGAAUUGCCCGGGAAUCUUGUAGACGAUUUGAUGACCGAAUAUGGACUACGGGAUGCCCUUGCGAGGUAUAGCGGCCGUUCAAAAGCUUCAACAAAAGGGAACUUCUCUGAGAAAGGCACAUAUAUAGACCCCUUGGUCAUCCUCACUGACGGUGUAGACGAGUGGAGAGUCGACGAUGGAGUUCGAAGUCUUUACGACCCCAAGACUGUCGCUGUAACCUUCCGUGACGUCCUAGCGAGACUAAAAAUCAGCCAUUUGGAGCUUGGUGAAAAUAUCAAGGAUAUAGAAGAACGUGUGGCCUGGGUUAUGACAGCAUCAGGGCUUAAGGACUAA